AUGGUUCAUAUGAAUAAAUCUGAAGAAUCACAUUAUCGAGAUAAAUUACUUUCAAAAAUAAUUGAAAUAUGUAGUCAAAAUGAUUAUCAACAUAUACCUAAUUUUGCAUUGGCAAUUCUUCUUGAAAAUGAUUAUGUUUUUAUUCAUGAUUCAAAUUCUACAACUGUCCCCGAAGUUUUAUAUGCUGCUGCAUGGAUUUGUGGUGAAUUUUGUUCGUAAGUUAAUAAUGGGAAAAAAAAUUUAUUGAAAGAAUUCUUGUUUUACUUUUCUCUAUAGU
This is a messenger RNA of Rotaria sordida, 277 nucleotides long. The record is from the annotation of a GenBank genome assembly. Lineage: Eukaryota; Metazoa; Rotifera; Eurotatoria; Philodinida; Philodinidae.